AAAGUAUCUCUAGCAGGAGAAAAAGUUUGUUUUAGAGAGGGAAAACAUAAAAAAAGCAAUGGGGGAGAGAUUGAAAGGGUCAGUAAAAUGGUUUAAUGAUACUAAAGGGUUCGGAUUCAUUUCUCCUUCUGAUGGCAGUGAUGAUUUGUUUGUUCAUCAGUCAUCUAUCCGAACUGAAGGUUUCCGUAGCCUUGGCGAUGGCGAAGAAGUGGAAUAUGAAGUGGCUACUGGUGAUGAUGGUCGUAAAAAGGCCGUUGAUGUGACAGGUCCAAAUGAAGGUCCUAUUCAAGGAUCAACUCGGCGUUCUGGCGGUGGUGGAGAUGGUGGAGGCUAUGGAGGCGGCGGAGAUGGUUAUAAUGGUGGAGGAAGAAGAUCUGGAGGUGGUGGAUAUGGAGGUGGUGGAGGAGGAUGGAGCAGCGGUAGUAAUAGUGGAGGAUGGAACGGCGGUGGCGGUGGUAGUGGAUAUGGUGGUGGAGGUGGAGGCGGCAAUUGUUACAGUUGUGGUGAGGGUGGCCAUAUGGCAAGAGAAUGUCCAAAAGGUGGUGGUGGAGGCGGUGGAAGUAGGUACGGCGGAGGAAUCGGCGGCGGUGGUGGUGGGUGCUACCAAUGUGGCGGUGAAGGUCACUUUGCUAGGGAUUGUACUAAUGGUCGUUGAUUAAUCAAAAAUCAUUAUAUGAUCUAUUUUGGAGAAUAUUUUGGGUGUUGAAGUUCUCUCUUAAUUGUCAUGUUAGUAAUAUUUUCGGCUAUGGUGAUUAUUAAUGUUGUUUGUCGUUGAUUUUAGGGUUUAUGAUGAAGAUUAAUGAAAUGGAAGGGUAGUGUAGUUAAUGUAAGUUUUUUGUAUUGUAAGACUGUAUAUUAGAGAUCGUGGAAGAUAUUUUUUCUUUCAUGAUCUUUAAUUAAAAUGUCAAUACGAAUAUGCAUGAAUACACUUCCAAUAUUUGCUAUCUUAAA
This is a messenger RNA of Amaranthus tricolor (Joseph's coat), 951 nucleotides long. RefSeq names its product glycine-rich protein 2-like. The transcript has a single exon. Gene Ontology annotation, molecular function: zinc ion binding; nucleic acid binding. The record is from RefSeq and is a predicted model, not a curated record. Lineage: Eukaryota; Viridiplantae; Streptophyta; Magnoliopsida; Caryophyllales; Amaranthaceae. Bases 59 to 655 code for a protein of 198 amino acids.